Messenger RNA from Hypoxylon trugodes, 1176 nucleotides. RefSeq lists its product as uncharacterized. The record is from RefSeq and is a predicted model, not a curated record. The transcript has 3 exons. The coding region runs from base 268 to 1176 and encodes 302 amino acids. NCBI's taxonomy places the organism in Eukaryota, Fungi, Ascomycota, Sordariomycetes, Xylariales, Hypoxylaceae.
GCCAUGAUUGGGACAUCUCUUCUUCAUCCUUUCACUUCACUUCAUUCUCAACAUCAGACCAUCAGACCAUCAACCCAUUCAUCUAUUGACCAGUUCACCCAAUUCACCCAAUUCGCCUAACUCAUCUAAAUAUCCAUCCAUCAGAGAAAGAAUAAAUAGAGACCAGUUAACAGGUUCAGCAAGAGUUAAACCUGAACCUCUAUUUAAACACCAACGUAACCGCAGCACACCAAUCACCGUUUUCAUUUGGCAAAGACAUGACAGAACAUGUCCUCCAACACGCCCCAGGAGCAUUCACCAGAAUCUAGGACCAGCUGGUCCGAGAUCGAAGACCACAUCUUAAAGCAGGGUGUCGCUCGACAUGGCGUGAACCACUGGGACGAUGUUGCACAAAUGAUCUGGACACGCCGAAGCACCGAGGAGUGCCGGGCACGUUGGGCACAACUUCUUCCCAUUCUCCAUGACGACCUGGCUCGACAAGAAUCCGACCUCGAAAGGCAACGACAACAGCAUCGGAACAGGAGCUUGACGACGCCAGAACUAAAUCGUAGCAAAUCGAUAGAGAUGAACGAAAGCGUGCGAGUCGAGCUCCCGUUACUGCCGUUAUCCCCGGCCACACAGGUCGAACCGACAGAAAUAGUCGCUGAGGAAGCCAGUCAUAGGAAUGGGACACGAGUUAUCCCUCGUCCCCGGUCUCCUCUCCCAACAUCAUCCGCUCCAAUCCCCAUCCCAGCUCCACGACCGCCUCUGAGGAGGGGAACUGUCGAGGAUGAUCUUCAAUACCAUCACAGGUUGCGGAGUUUCACCGAGCCAGGAUUGCGACCACGUCCGCCGUCAAGUAUUCGCCCGCGACUAGAGCAGGAACCGCAGCAACCACGCGAGCUUCUGGCACCACACCCACUGAUGCCAGGGCGGCAUCGCAAGUCCUCAAGUUCCUCACGGGAAGCGGUGGGCUCAGGGUUGAAUUCGAGGAGAGGAAGUCGAGAUAUGCCUUCACCACUACAGCGUGUGCGAAAUUCUCUGUAUGACUCGGACACCCGCUCCAUCGACUAUACAGCCUUCUUCUAUCUUGAUUCUCAGCAGGACACUUUGAAGAAAGAGACAGAUCGAUUACGCCACGAAAAGACGCAGGACCAGCGUGCCGAGGUGAGGACGAAAGCUGACUGUAUCUGGUGA